Molecule: messenger RNA, 485 nt
Organism: Triticum aestivum (bread wheat)
Lineage: Eukaryota; Viridiplantae; Streptophyta; Magnoliopsida; Poales; Poaceae
Product: gibberellin 2-beta-dioxygenase 7
Exons: 1
Coding region: 1-252 (83 amino acids)
Source: RefSeq, a predicted model, not a curated record
AUGCUGCAGGCGAUGAGCGGUGACGCGGUCCGGGGCCCGGAGCACCGGGUGGUGGCGCCGGCUGGGACGGAGGUGGACAUGAUGUCACUCUGCUACUUGGCGUUCCCGCACGAGGACGCCAUCAUUGUCGGUCAGGAGAUGUACAGAGGGUUCAGCUACGAUGAGUUUCGGGAGCAGGUGCAGGCGGACGUGAAGGCCACCGGCGCCAAGGUCAGCCUUGGCCGCUUUCGCAUCCCCGUCAGUGGAUCAUAGUCAUAAUCAUUGGACUUGGACGGAGCAAGAGCAAUGAAAGCCUGAUCCACCGAUGUGGAGUUGUGGACGGAGCAGAGCAGAGUAGAAUACAGCACGGCUGCUAUUCGUAUAUGUUGUACCCGGCCGUCUUAUGCUUAGUGGGCUGGCUCUCGUGCGUCCGUGCUCCAUAUAUGUAUGGAUCAAAUCCGCACCACCCAUGUAUGGAUCAUCGAUCAAAUCACAUCGUAACAGCA